Sitophilus oryzae (rice weevil) is the source of this 648-nucleotide messenger RNA. Its product is annotated as galectin-4. The record is from RefSeq and is a predicted model, not a curated record. The transcript is spliced from 5 exons. Gene Ontology annotation, molecular function: carbohydrate binding. NCBI's taxonomy places the organism in Eukaryota, Metazoa, Arthropoda, Insecta, Coleoptera, Curculionidae. The coding region runs from base 71 to 550 and encodes 159 amino acids.
UGAGUUUCCGUUUUCAUUGACAAUAAAGUUCUAGUUUCGCUUCAACUUAAGUCAGUAUUGAUAAAAUAUAAUGUCUCACGUUUCUUCAAUUCCAGGCGGGUUGCGCGCAGGACUAAACGUAAUAAUCAGAGGACAGGUUCCAGCAGACACAGACGAUAGGUUCAUAAUUGAUUUCCAAACAGGAGAUGAAACUGGGGAUGAGGCAGCCCAAAACAUUGCAUUUCAUUCUUCACUAUACGUGAAUUCAGGACUUAUUGUGAGAAAUAGUAAAAUAGAUGGAUCCUGGGGAACUAGCGAUGAUAGUUAUAUCUUAAAUGUUAAAGCAGGACAACAAUUUCUGAUAAAUAUUUUUGUCAAAUCCGACGUAUAUUCUGUUGCAAUUAACAAUGAAACCCUUUACGAAUUCGCGCACAGGGUCCCUUUGGCUCAAACGGACCAUCUUCAUGUACAUGCCAAUUGUAUAGUGGAUUCAGUGAUUUUUAAAUAUACGGAAACCGUUGAUACACGCAUCCUCAACACCACUACAGAAUAUUCCUACUCUAAUGCCUGAAAAUAUAAAAUUACAAAAUAAAUAUAUUUUUAUUAUUCAAUCUAAUGUAUUCAUAAACUAAAAAUUUGCAAAAUAAAUAGUACAUUCAAUACCGACUA